Molecule: messenger RNA, 360 nt
Organism: Uranotaenia lowii
Lineage: Eukaryota; Metazoa; Arthropoda; Insecta; Diptera; Culicidae
Product: ribosomal L1 domain-containing protein CG13096
Exons: 1
Coding region: 1-360 (119 amino acids)
Source: RefSeq, a predicted model, not a curated record
AUGAAUUCCAACUUCGGUCGGACGUUCCUUUUUCUAACAAACCUGGCCUGGAAGAGUCGGGUAACGCUUCCGGUGCUGAUCACGGCCGGGUUUAUGAUCCUAAACUUCCGCUGGGAAGUGGAGAUAAACAUUCACACCGAACGGAUCGCCAUCCCGAGAGACGGUCGAGGAGGACCGGGUGCAGGUAUGGAAGGUGGCGGUAGAAAUGUUGCCUUCAAUUAUCACCACGAUGAUGCGUGGGAAUCAACCGAUAGCGAUGAGGAUGAUGACGAUGACGAAGAUGAUGAGGAUGACGAUGAAGAGACCGAUUAUGAUGAAGAGGAUAUGAACGAGGGUGAAAUUUUUACGAUGAACUUGUAA